Molecule: messenger RNA, 486 nt
Organism: Dentiscutata heterogama
Lineage: Eukaryota; Fungi; Glomeromycota; Glomeromycetes; Diversisporales; Gigasporaceae
Source: the annotation of a GenBank genome assembly
AUGGCAGUGUCAGAGAGCAAGAAAGUGAAAAAACUUGCCGAUUCAUAUAAAUUGUUGUUAGAAUUGGUGAGGGAGUUAAUACCUAUACAGGGGAAACUUGGUAUAGAUAUCAAUCACAUUUUAGAAGCGAAACUUAGAAGGGAUAAAACCUCAUCAGAUAAACCAAUUAGAUUAUUUGAUUUGCUUUUAUGCUUAGAAGAUGAUAUAGUGACAAUUCAGGAAAAAAUCAGUAUUGUUGGUUAUUCUAAUCAAGAAAGGGCAGAAGAAGCUGAUGAAAAUACAAGAGCGUAUCUCCGAAAGUUUGAGAAAUUUCACGGUCCAUUAGAAGAUGAUCUAGGUGUGUUAAUAAAGAAAUUUGCUGACAUAGGGGUAAAAAAAUUUUGGCUUACUGGUGAGGACUGCUAUUAUUUCCAAAUGUCUCUCCUCAACAAUUGCAUAAAAUUUUUGGCAAAAAAUCAGCUAGCGUUAAUCAGUGCCUGUGUCUAG